GAUGCCAAAAACUCAACUACAUACCUAUUUUCAACGACCGAAACUCCAGUUUCACCUGGUACUUACAUCCUAGAAAGUAUGUAUCUACUGAAUCGAUACGAAACAAUCUUCCUGACAACCUAUGAGAUCCUCUGUACAGUGAUGACGAUUUUCUUUAAUUAUUACCUCCUGUUCCUCAUCAUCUGCAAGGUGAAAGUUGAUAACCAUCCACAAUCAAUCCCAAUGUUCACUGCCGCUGUUCUGGGUCUGUUUCACGGAUUUGGCUGCAAUCUGAUGAUGACGAUAUCUCUGAUACACGGUGACUGGGUCGGUCCCAUGGACUGGUGUGGGGCUGCAGCCAACAUUCACAAGUACAUCGUCUACAGCAUCAUCUACUGCCAAGUCGUGGUCUCCCUCGAGGUGGCGUACAUGAUAAGUCACCCUCUCGGCUACCUAAGAGACAGUACCGGUGCUCUGAUAGCGAUGUCUGUUGCCACCUUUACAGCUGUCUUCAUAACCCUACCUGUUACGGUGGCCCAGUUCUUCUUCUUGUUCCCGGACAACAUCCAGGAGAUGUGGCCCCAGGAGUACGGGAGCUUGAUUGUAGCCAAGGACUACAAGUAUUAUUACUAUGAUCAGUUCCUCACGCUGUGCUACCGGUACUUCUUUCCGGGGACGCUUGAUUACAGGAUUAUAGUUUAUUUCAUCAACACUGUGAACGCUGUCGCUGUACUUCUUAUAGCCGUCUCCUUCAUUGUAAUAUCUUUUGAGAUUAUCAAAAGCAGAAAUGAGGAAAGAAUAACUGUGCAAAGCCCCGAAGAAAGAAAGAAACGGAACAGACGCCAGAACUUUAAGAUUGCCCGAAUAUCCGUUCUCUCCACCUUCUGUGUAACGUUACCAUGGCUACCUAGUUUGGUGAUCAGCAUUAUCACGGAUUCUCUGGGUUACCAAUUUCUCAUUGAAACUGUUGGACAUGAUUCAGCUACGAAGUUACUAAGAUGGAAUCAGUUCCUCUACUAUUUAGUCUCCUGGUUAUUCCCCCUGAUGGUAAUCAUGACAGACCCUGCUCUUAGCCGAGCGAGCAAUAGUUAUAUCACUGUCAAGGUUACGGAUGCUAUACAAUUCAGUAGAUUCAAUAGUAAGGCUGACUUGCCGAAUAUUGUUCUGAGUCCGCUAACAGCGCGCUCAUUCGUGCAAACCCCGGAAUAUAGGGUGAACAUGGUCGCUUUAGGAGCCAAAAAAUACAACUUGACUUCAUCGCCAGCGGUUUCCAACAUUGAUACAAAUAGUGUGAAAAGCUUUGGUACAGAUUAAAAGACGGAUUGUUUCUUGAGGAGUAGCACGUGUGAUCUUUAAAUUUACACGUUUUUAUCAACAACUGUUAUGUCUAUUAUAAAUUAUAGUGUUUCCAUGGCGUAUGCUGUAUUGCUGUUAUUCGUUUUCUUAUAACAAAUUAAUAAUACUUCAAUUCA
Bolinopsis microptera is the source of this 1451-nucleotide messenger RNA. RefSeq lists its product as uncharacterized. The record is from RefSeq and is a predicted model, not a curated record. Lineage: Eukaryota; Metazoa; Ctenophora; Tentaculata; Lobata; Bolinopsidae. Gene Ontology annotation, cellular component: membrane. The coding region runs from base 79 to 1293 and encodes 404 amino acids. The transcript has 3 exons.